CACCCAGCAGUGGAAGUCUCUCUGUAGUCUCUGUUGGAUUGUAUGUGUGUGUGUGUGUGUGCACAGGGUGACUGCUGAAAAUGGCCUAUGCUACUGAAGAUUAUGACAUGGACUAUUAUGACGGCAGCUCAACAGUUGACUAUGAUCCAGGUGCACCGUGUUCCUCAGAUGUUUUCGACAAUGUGUACCAUCACCUCAGCCUGUACGUCCAUUCCAUCAUUGUUGUGCUAGGGUUGCUGGGCAACCUACUGGUCAUCGUCACGUAUGCCUUCUACAAGAAGACCAAGUCCAUGACGGAUGUGUACCUCCUCAAUGUGGCGGUGGCAGAUGUUCUCUUUGCGAUGGUAUUGCCCCUCAUCAUCUACAAUGAGCAGCAUAACUGGGUGAUGGGGGAGGGGGCCUGCAAGGUCCUGAGGAGUGCCUACAGUCUCAACCUGUACAGUGGUGUGCUUCUGCUGGCCUGCAUUAGCGGCGACCGCUACCUCGCUAUUGUCCGCUCUAGCAGCUCAAGAUACUUCCGCUCCAGCACCCUUGUCAACAGGCAUGCCAUCUGCUUAACUGUCUGGGUGAUGGCGCUUCUGCUGUCCCUGCCCACAUUCAUGUACUCAACAACUGAUAUUCCCCAACCUGAAACAUUCAUGAUCGGUGAACCAUCUGACAAUUCCACAGAGCCAGUGGAGUGUAUACUUUACUUUGAAAACAUUCAGAAAGCACAAGCCAUGAAGGUCCUAAUCCCAAGCAAGCAGAUGUUGAUCGGGUUCCUGCUGCCCCUGAUGGUGAUGACCUUCUGCUACACCUGCAUCAUCCACACACUGCUCAAGGCCCGCAACUUCCAGAGGCACAAGGCGGUGCGGGUGGUGCUGACGGUGGUGCUGGUGUUUGUUCUCUGCCACCUGCCUUUUAACCUCACCCGUCUGGUACACACCAUCACUCUGGGUGAGCAGAGGGACUGCACUGCAGAGAUCUCCUUCAUGGUGGGACUCAAAAUCACUGAGACUCUGGCCUAUCUACACUGCUGCCUCAACCCCAUCCUGUACGCCUUCGUUGGCGUGCAUUUCCGUAACCACUUCCAGAAGGUUCUGCGGGACCUGUGGUGUGUGAGGAAGGACUACAUGCCUGCGCAACGCCCCUCUUCCCACCUCACCUCGGGGGUUUGUCCGUCCGCACGAAGGUCACUCGACGGAUCCGGCUUGGAAAAUAGCUCGUCCUUCACCAUGUGAUCCCAACGGAUCUCCUCAGGACUUCCUUUACUUUAGUUUGGAUAAACAUUUGGGCAGUGGUGGAGGAAGAACUAAACUCAGUACGUAAGGAAAAGUACAAAUAAGCAGAGAAAUAUUAACUCUAGUAAAAGUAAUAGUACCACAAUGACCCUACUUAAGUAAAAGUA
Messenger RNA from Sardina pilchardus (European sardine), 1387 nucleotides. RefSeq names its product C-C chemokine receptor type 6-like. Gene Ontology annotation, molecular function: C-C chemokine binding; C-C chemokine receptor activity. The transcript is spliced from 2 exons. Lineage: Eukaryota; Metazoa; Chordata; Actinopteri; Clupeiformes; Clupeidae. The record is from RefSeq and is a predicted model, not a curated record. Gene Ontology annotation, cellular component: external side of plasma membrane; membrane. Gene Ontology annotation, biological process: G protein-coupled receptor signaling pathway; positive regulation of cytosolic calcium ion concentration; cell chemotaxis. The coding region runs from base 81 to 1220 and encodes 379 amino acids.